GGCGCAGUGCCCUGCGGAGCCUUUGUGCUGCCCGACGUGGUGGGCCUCGGCGGGACACUGGGGGCCCGUGAGUGACCGCAGCACCCUGUGGCUCGAUGCCUGCGAUGCGGUAUCGUUGGACGGCCAGCGCGGCUGCCGUACCGCACAGUGCGAUGGCGACGGCGCCACGCCGAACACGGACGGUCUGGCACUUGUGACCUUUGACGGCGCCGAGGACGCCAAG
Prorocentrum cordatum is the source of this 223-nucleotide messenger RNA. Lineage: Eukaryota; Dinophyceae; Prorocentrales; Prorocentraceae. The record is from the annotation of a GenBank genome assembly.